AUGAGUCUCCAAAUGUCCUUAGUUUUCGGCCUUCUCAUCUUUGAGAUGGGCUACCUUUUGCUCUUGAUGGUUCCAUUGCCAUUCCCUGUCAGACAGAAGCUUGUGAAUGGAUCAGUCAAGUUGAACCAGAGCAGAAACUUCAAGAGUGGCUGGGCGUUUACUACAGUCAUGCUAGGACUCCAGUUUAUUGAUUGUGUCCAGAAGCUCCAAAAAUACCACUAUGCUGAGGGGUCCUUGCAAUCCAGAGACCUUGGUCCAGCAAGGUACGACCAAUUGGCAUCCAAAUUCUACAGCCAGCGCAAUUUAUACAUCACCGGAGCUGUGUUGUACUUGGAGAUUUCUAUCGUUACCGUUGUGACGAUUUUGAAGAAGUUGGUCAAGAAGGAGGAGCUGUAUAGAGCCGCCACAAGUGCUGAGACUGGUGUUGACGCCAAGAACACCAGCGAUGACAAGGAAGAUGCUGCUGAGCUCCGCAAAUUAAUUAAGCAGAAGGAAGAUGACAUAGCCGUCUUCAGAAAGCAAUUGGAGGGUGUGCAGAAGCAGUACGAUAGCCUCAACGAGGAUGAGCUCAGAACCAAGUCCGACUAA
Molecule: messenger RNA, 588 nt
Organism: Candidozyma duobushaemuli
Lineage: Eukaryota; Fungi; Ascomycota; Pichiomycetes; Serinales; Metschnikowiaceae
Exons: 1
Coding region: 1-588 (195 amino acids)
Biological process (GO): endoplasmic reticulum to Golgi vesicle-mediated transport; intracellular protein transport
Cellular component (GO): endoplasmic reticulum; endoplasmic reticulum membrane
Source: RefSeq, a predicted model, not a curated record